AGGCCAGGGUCAGAGUGGGUGCGAGCGUCCGCGGGACACGUUGGGCGUGUUGUCCUGCUGCAGUGGUCUUCGAGGUUCCGUGCGUGUUGUGCACUGCACCUCUUUAGUAGAGACAGCAGUGGGUUCGCGUCGCCGUGGUUCACUCUAGCAUGCUGACUGUGUGAAGAAGUCAAGAUGGGAAUGUUCGCAGGAGGCAUGAGGUUACCGACUUCCCCUCCCCUACCAAGGGGCUCAGUCAUGUUUUUUCUUCUGCUUCUCGCUGUUUUCCAUUCAGCGGCUUCGCAGGACUGGAGUUUCUGGGGAGGUGACACCACUGAUGCUCCAGCUGAGGUGCCACAUGCUGCGCUGGGGGAUGUGGCACAUCAGAGCGACGCCGAAGUAGAAGAUAAUUACAAUGAUUAUUAUGAUGUGAAUGAAGUUGAUAUUGACAAGACAGAUGAUGGAUUUGGUCUUAGUGCCAGUGCCAACCUUAGUGCUGAUGAACCAUAUAACACCAGACGAUAUUGGUACAACAGCACCUAUAGCUACGGAGACCGAACUGGUGACAGUGGCCAUGCUAGUCCUAGUGAUAGAAGAUAUGAUUAUAGUAAUAGGAGAGUUGGUAGCAGGUCUGACAACAGUGAUGGGGGUGAUAACUAUAAUUCCAAUGAUGAUGGAGGAUACAGUUCUGGAAGCACCCAUAAUUCAACCAGUUACAGGACAUGGUGGACCUACAGUAAAGAUGGUGACAGAGGUGAUAGAGAUGGUCAGGAUGUGGAUGAUAGACUAAAUGAAAAUGAAGUACGAGGAGACUAUGGAAGAACUGGUUCUGGUACUAGCUACGAAAGUGGAAGAUAUGGUGGCAGCGACAGUGGAGGUGCCGGCAGUGGCUACAGUGGAAGUGAUAGCUAUGGCAGCAGUGGAAACGUUGGUGGUGUUUACGGUGGCAGAAACAGCUAUGGCACCAGUGGGAGCACCAGUGGCGGCUAUGGUGGUGGAGACAACUAUGGCGGCAGUGGAGGCGCCAGUGGAGGUUAUGGUGGCGGGGACAGUUAUGGUGGCAGUGGAGGCGCUGGUGGCAGCUAUGGUGGUGGAGACAGCUAUGGCGGCAGUGGAGGUGCUGGUGGCGGCUAUGGUGGUGGAGACACCUAUGGUGGCAGUGGAGGUGCUGGUGGCGGCUAUGGUGGUGGAGACAGCUAUGGCGGCAGUGGAGGUGCUGGUGGCGGCUAUGGUGGUGGAGACAGCUAUGGCGGCAGUGGAGGUGCUGGUGGCGGCUAUGGUGGUGGAGACAGCUAUGGCAGCAGUGGAGGUGCUGGUGGCGGCUAUGGUGGUGGAGACAGCUAUGGCGGCAGUGAAGGUGCUGGUGGCGGCUACGGUGGUGGAGACAGCUAUGGCGGCAGUGGAGGUGCUGGUGGCGGCUAUGGUGGUGGAGACAGCUAUGGCGGCAGUGGAGGUGCUGGUGGCGGCUACGGUGGAAGUGACAGCUACGGUGGCAGUGGAGGCGCCGGUGGUGGCUAUGGUGGUGGAGACAGGUAUGGUGGCAGUGGAGGCGUAGGUGGCGGUUAUGGUGGAAGUGACAGAUAUGGCGGUGGUGGUGGUGGUUAUGGCUAUGAUGAUACUACUGGUGUGAGACCACAGGUGCAGCCGCGACCUUCAGGCUACCCUGGCUCUGGUGCCGAACUGCAGCAAGAGUGUGGAGGCGAGGACUGCAACACAGGUGGAUGCAAAUGCAUUGGAGAGAAGGGUUCAAGGGGAGCUCCAGGAUUGCCAGGCCCUACUGGAGAGAAGGGACAGCAGGGCUUCCCAGGCAUGGAAGGACUCAUGGGUCCCAAGGGAAGCAAAGGAGAACCGGGUCCACAAGGUCCUACAGGUCCCAAAGGAGAUAGAGGGAAGAUGGGUCUGAAUGGCUUCCCAGGUAUCAAUGGCAUUCCAGGCAUUCCAGGUGUGCAGGGACCCAGAGGCAGACCUGGCCUUGAUGGUUGCAAUGGCACCGAUGGUGAACCUGGAGUGUCUGGCGUUCCUGGACCACCAGGCCCAAGAGGUUUCCGUGGUCCAGAGGGUCAGAAGGGCAUAAAGGGAGAACCUGCAAUUGGGCCUUGCACCUCUUCUAAGGGUGAAAAGGGUGAGCCAGGCCGUGAUGGUCGACAGGGGCCACAGGGUCCACCUGGCUUGCCUGGGCCGCAGGGAGACAAUGGCUACAGAGGUAGAGAUGGAGAGAAGGGUGAAAAAGGAUAUAUUGGACCCAAGGGAGACAAAGGAGCAAUGGGAGUAGCCUUCAAGGGACCUCCUGGACAAAGGGGAGAGAAGGGACAAAAGGGUGAAGCGCAAGAUUGCCCCAUAGAGCCUCAGAUAUAUCACAAUUGUACUGGAAUUGCAUUCCUGGGCACCAAAGGAGACAAAGGUGCCAAGGGUAUGAGAGGACGAGAUGGCAUACCAGGCUUCAGUGGUAGCAAAGGUGACUCUGGAAAGAAUGGCCCUCCUGGAGAGAAAGGUCUACCUGGCCUACCUGGUCCCCCAGGACGUGAAGGAUUUCCUGGUCCACCUGGCCCCAAUGGUUACAAGGGUGACCUGGGACCAGCUGGUCUUGAUGGCUUGCCAGGUCUCAAAGGAGACAAAGGUGAAGCAGGAUAUCCUGGCAGAGAUGGUGAGAAAGGAAACCAAGGUCCUCCAGGACCUUCCAAGGGUGGCCCACAAGGUCCACCUGGUCCUAAGGGCUUGACUGGCUUGCCAGGCCCUCGAGGCAACGAUGGAAUAGACGGGCAGCCAGGUCGCCGUGGAUCUCCAGGUGUGCCGGGUGGUCCUGGCCAACCUGGAAAUCCUGGUAGAGAGGGUUCUCCUGGCCAGAAGGGAGACAAGGGUGUCAGUGGACGACCAGGUGAUGCAGGUCCACAAGGACCACCAGGCCUGCCAGGUGAGCGUGGGGAAGCUGGCCGCCCAGGACCAAAAGGAAACAAGUGCUUCUCCAUUGCAGGAGAACCAGGAACCCCAGGAUCACCAGGCAAUCCUGGGAGGGAUGGCAUCUCUGGACCCCCUGGACUCAUGGGACCUAGAGGCAUACCUGGAGACAGUAAGGAUGGCAUCCCUGGUGGCAUUGGAGAAAUUGGUGACCGUGGUUUGCCUGGUGUCCCAGGCACCCCUGGCCAGGAUGGCAUACCAGGUCGCCCUGGAACUAAAGGUGAUGCUGGUCAAGACUGUGAGUGUGGUGAGUGUGAGAAGGGUGUGAAGGGUUUCCCAGGCCCUCAAGGUAGUCCAGGCAUUUCAGGAGCACGUGGUCCACCAGGACCUAUUGGCUACCCAGGCGAGAGAGGUGAAGAUGGUCAGGUCGGGGUGCCAGGAUUGCCUGGCAAGGAGGGUGAAGCUGGUCAGCCAGGCAAUUUAGGUAGCAAGGGAGAAAAAGGUGAUUCUGCUGUGGCCUACCCAGGACCACCAGGUGAAAAAGGUGAAAAAGGUCGACCAGGCUUGCGAGGUGAAAUUGGACAGAAAGGAGAGAAAGGUUUAAGUGGAAGUAAAGGUCUUCAGGGUCUUCAUGGUUUACUUGGACGCAAAGGAGAUAAAGGUUUGAGAGGCUUAGAUGGCGCAAAAGGUGAAAGAGGUUUCCCAGGAUUCUGCCAGAAAGGAGAGAGAGGAAUUGAUGGUACUGAUGGUGAGAAGGGCACAAAGGGAGAAAGAGGUCGACCUGGUGAAGAUGCCUUGGCUAGUAGUUUGUGUAAUAAUGUUACUGGUCCAGCUGGAGAAAAAGGAGACCCAGGCCCUCGAGGAUAUGCAGGAGAGAAAGGAACAGUUGGCCUUGAUGGAAUAACCGGUGAGAAGGGUGAGCCAGGCAGCCCAGGUCGGCCAGGUUCACCAGGUCUCUCAGGCCGAAGAGGUGAAAAGGGACCCAUGGGUGCACCAGGCUUCCCUGGAGAGAAAGGUGAACGAGGACCUGCAGGCCUUUCAGGAAGAAAUGGAGCCAAAGGCAGCAAAGGUGAAGAGGGACGGCCAGGUGUGGGUCGGCCUGGAGUUCCAGGUAUCCCAGGUAUCAAAGGAGAACAAGGUCUACCAGGAUUGCCAGGCAAAAAUGGUUCCCCUGGAUCACCAGGCACACAGGGACCACCUGGUAUCAAGGGAGAGAAGGGAAUACCAGGUCUUCAUGGUCUGGUUGGUAUGAAGGGUGACAAAGGUGAUAUGGGACCUCCAGGACUGAUUGGCCAGACGGGACCUCGUGGUUUACCUGGCAUGGAUGGACAGAAAGGUAUUGAUGGGCUACCAGGACCCCCUGGACCUAGUGGUGUGGUCGGUUUGCCUGGCAUCAAGGGUGACAGGGGACUAACAGGUCCUGCUGGCCCCAAGGGAUCACCUGGAGCUCCUGGACAGCCAGGUUUGCCUGGACGGCCGGGCAAUGAUGGCCGGCCAGGCUUGCCAGGGGCAAAGGGAGAAAUGGGUAUUGCGGGCUUCCCUGGUAACCCAGGCCUUGCUGGUCGCAGCGGUCUCCAAGGACAGGUGGGACAAAAAGGUGAAAGAGGUGUGCAAGGACUUCGAGGGGAGGUCGGUGUUCCUGGCAGGGAAGGACUGAGAGGAGACAAGGGUGAACGAGGAUUAAUGGGUGAACCAGGCAUUGCUGGAGUAUCAUCAGAGAAAGGAGAGAAAGGCAACACUGGUCCUCCAGGACGACCUGGAUUGUUUGGACAGCCUGGAAAACCUGGCCCUCAGGGUCUACCUGGACCUAAGGGUCGUGAUGGAUUUGGUCUUCCAGGUCCUCCAGGAGAACAAGGCCCUCCAGGACUUCCUGGUCUAAAUGGUCCAGAGGGAAACCAAGGUUUGCCAGGCGAUGAUGGCCUUCAGGGUCGUCAAGGAGACAAGGGGCUGCAAGGGUUCCCUGGGACUCCUGGAGAGCCCUGUAACCUUGUUAUUGGUCCAAAGGGUAACAAGGGAGAAGCAGGUUUUGAUGGCUUGAGAGGGGAGAAGGGCAACACUGGAUCAGAAGGUACUCCAGGGUUGGAUGGACUACCCGGCCAGUCUGGAGACAAGGGACUUCCUGGGCUGCGUGGUGUGCCUGGUAUACCAGGCCAGAAAGGUAGCAAAGGUGAUCCUGGUCCAGCUGGCCAACAAGGACCAGAAGGACUCCCUGGUCUUGAUGGUCGCACUGGUGUGCAGGGUCCUAAGGGUGAUCCUGGUCUUCCUGGGGCACCUGGAAACCCUGGCAUUGAUGGCCUUAAAGGGGAGAAGGGUAACACAGGACCUUGGGGACCCAAAGGACAAAAAGGAAGAACCAUUAAAGGUGAAAAGGGACUUCCUGGUGAAGCUGGAAAACCUGGAACAGAUGGAGCAUCUGGAGAAAAGGGUUCUAAGGGUGAUAUGGGAUUCCCUGGAUUGCCUGGACAAAGAGGUUAUAAAGGAGAUGCAGGUCUAGCAGGAUUUGAUGGAGCAAAGGGUGAACGUGGGCCUUCCGGUCCUGCUGGGUCACCAGGGCAGGAUGGUAGACCAGGUUUACCAGGUGAACAAGGUUUAGUAGGACCUCCAGGAGACAGAGGCCUCCCAGGUCAACCUGGUUUACCUGGUCCUAAGGGACCAAAGGGUGACAUAGGUCUCCAAGGUCUUGCAGGUCAACCCUGUCUACCAGGACCUAAGGGAGAGAGAGGCAUCAAUGGUUUACCAGGUCGCACUGGAGAAAAGGGAGUCCAGGGAGCCAAGGGCUUCAAUGGUUUACCAGGUGCUCCUGGUCGACCUGGGCUACCAGGAACAAAGGGGGAGAGAGGCCUCCCUGGCCUUGAGGGUCGUGCUGGAAUUCCUGGAAUAAAGGGUCAGCGAGGCCCACCUGGUCCUCCUGGACCCAUAGGGCCUAUGGGUCCAGCAGGUAGCCCAGGUAUGCCUGGCAUGCCAGGUGCCAAAGGAGACCGUGGCCCCGAUGGACUGCCAGGAAUAAUGGGUCCUCAAGGCAUGAAGGGAGACAGAGGUUUUGCAGGUGCACCAGGAUUCCAGGGUGCUAUAGGGCUGCAAGGAAGCAAGGGUGAGCCUGGAAGGAGCUGUACUGAGCAGCAACCUUAUUACUCGGGGACACUUGUGGUGAGACAUUCGCAGACCACUUAUGUACCGCAGUGUGAAGCUGGACACUUCAAGCUGUGGGAUGGUUUCUCCUUGCUUUAUGUAGAAGGCAAUGAAAAAGCUCAUCACCAAGAUCUAGGCUUGGCAGGUUCAUGUGUGAGAAGAUUCAGCACAAUGCCAUUCAUGUUCUGUGAUUUCAAUAAUGUAUGCAAUUAUGCCUCAAGAAAUGACAAGUCCUAUUGGUUGUCUACCAAUGAACCAAUUCCCAUGAUGCCUGUUUCUGACACGGCCAUUCAACCAUACAUAUCAAGAUGUGUGGUGUGUGAGGCACCAUCCAAUGUUAUAGCUGUCCACAGCCAGUCUCUCUCAGUGCCUGACUGUCCACAGGGAUGGAGCAGCAUGUGGAUAGGCUACUCCUUUGUUAUGCACACUGCAGCAGGUGCUGAAGGCGGUGGACAGUCUCUCAGUAGCCCAGGAUCAUGUCUUGAAGACUUCCGUGCUACACCAUUCAUUGAAUGCAAUGGAGCCAGAGGAACAUGCCACUACUUUGCCAACAAAUUCAGUUUCUGGCUUGCCACAAUUGAGGACAGAAAUCAGUUCUCAAGGCCAGUGUCAGAAACUCUAAAGGCUGGAAGCCUUUUGACAAGAGUUUCAAGAUGCCAAGUUUGCAUGAAGUACUAGCAUGAGAAUAUAAGCAUAAAGCUUAGCAAAGAAAAGGUUAUAAUAAAGAAAUACUAGAGCACAAAUGACUGACUGACAUAGCAAAUCUCUGAUACUCUAGUGAUAUCUCAAUUGAGCUUUUCUGCUUGUAGAUUAAUUUUAUUUGAAAUUAGUGUAAAUAGAUUUUGUGUCAAUGUCUAGUCUAUGUGGCUUCUUGCAGAGUGCAUUUAUGAAGUUCAUCAUAACAAAGAUACUGAAAACUAUUUAAGAUUUAUAUUGUUAUUAUCCAUGCAUACAAAGUAUAUAAUAUAUACAAGUAUCAUGCAGGGACCUUGCUCGUGCCAAAUAUUUCUUUUUCUUUUUUGUUUUCUUUUAGCAACAUUCUGUGUCACCUAUUUCUGCUCAAGUGUCCUUUGGCCUGGAUGGGGCCAUGAGGUACUCAAACCAACAUUCUUGAAUCUCACCAAACUUUUUUUUUUUUUUCUCCCAUAAAAGGUGCUAUGUGAACCAUUAUUAUAACAAUAAAUAUAGGGUGUAUUUAAAGCAGAUUGUGAAAAUUUUUAUAAAAUUGGGUUUCCUUAGAGAUUAGUUUAUGUUUUCCUGGUGCUACAUGUCGAUAAGUAUAGGUUAAGCUUAAUGUGAAUGUUUAUAUCUUUCUUUUUACUUUCCAGUAUAUUCAGGGUGACACUGCCAUCAAGAAUUUCCUCUAUGAGGUUUUUCUUGUAAUUUAGGAAAAACUCGUGUGAGGUCUUAGUACUGCACUUUUAAUUUAAAAAGUGUGCACUUAGCAAAGAAACGUGUGAAACAAUUAUCUUUAUAUAUAUAUAUAUAUAUAUAUAUAUAUAUAUAUAUAUAUAUAUAUAUAUAUAUAUAUAUAUAUAUAUAUAUAUAUUUCCAUGUCACUGCCAUUUCUUCUUUGAAUUAAAUAACUUGAAGAAAGAUGUUAGUUUGUAUUUCUGUAAACCCCUAGUUUAUGCAUGAUGUUAUUGUUAAUUUUUACUUAUUAGCUUAACAAAAUAAAUACAUUUCUCUUAGUCAUGCAUUUGCAUUCAAUCAUAUAUGCAGCUACUAGAGACGUGAAACAGGUGCAUAUGUCAUGACUAUUCCAAUGACAAGUGUUUACACAGCUGACAGCAACUAAGGCAGUGUCUUCUUCAGCUUUUGUAAGGUCCUUCAUCUUUAGCACCAUCUUUGUAGCUGUCCUUUGAAUUCUUUCAAAUAUCUGAAUAUCCUUUACAUAUGUGGAGACUACACCACUGUUGCAUAUUGAAGUCUAUGUCUUAUCAUAGUGGUUAUAGUUUUUUUUUCAUCAUACUCUUAUCCUUGUAAUUAAAUGCCAUCCUGAUAUUUGUUAGUGUCUUAUAUUUUGAAGUAAAUAACCCAUUUACAUAUCUUUCUUGGGUCAGGGUGUAUUGUAUAACCACUCCCAGGUCUAUAUCUUCCUUCCUCUUCAUUUAUAAUCUCUUCUCCCAUUUGGUAUUUGUAAUGUCCUGUCUCCAUAUCCAUAGUUAUCCAGUUUAGCCUAAAGUCAUGAAUAUUUCUUGCUUGAAUCACAGUUUCAUUUAAAUUGUUCCAAAUUUCUAUGCUUAUGUUUGGAAAACUAUAUUUCUUAAUGUCUCUUCUAUUUGCAGUCUUUUUCAAUUUCAUGCUGUGUCCCCUUUUAUUUCUUGAGUCCCACACCAAUAAAUCUUCUUUAUCAACUGUG
Molecule: messenger RNA, 8365 nt
Organism: Portunus trituberculatus (swimming crab)
Lineage: Eukaryota; Metazoa; Arthropoda; Malacostraca; Decapoda; Portunidae
Gene: Col4a1
Product: collagen alpha-2(IV) chain-like
Exons: 27
Coding region: 175-6681 (2168 amino acids)
Cellular component (GO): collagen trimer
Molecular function (GO): extracellular matrix structural constituent
Source: RefSeq, a predicted model, not a curated record